Oncorhynchus keta (chum salmon) is the source of this 2702-nucleotide messenger RNA. RefSeq names its product ran-binding protein 3-like. Lineage: Eukaryota; Metazoa; Chordata; Actinopteri; Salmoniformes; Salmonidae. Bases 220 to 1806 code for a protein of 528 amino acids. The transcript is spliced from 14 exons. Gene Ontology annotation, biological process: protein export from nucleus. Gene Ontology annotation, cellular component: nuclear pore; cytoplasm. The record is from RefSeq and is a predicted model, not a curated record. Gene Ontology annotation, molecular function: GTPase activator activity.
AUGCUCGGUAGUAAACACGGGAUAUGACUGUUCAUUUACACACGCAGCAAAGGCUACGCGACAGACAACUGACUGGAGAGUGCCAAAAUCAACAAAUCAGGAGUAUCAAGCUUUUGACACCAAAGGAGCAAAUCACCACCUUUAUCUGGAUUCUUCUUUAUUUUCUUGAGGUUGUGUUUAUUUUACUACGGUAGUUUAUCACAUCUUCAGAUCCGAAGAAUGAGAGGGAAUCUUUCCGCGAACGAAGAUAUUUCAGGGUAUUAUUCAAUGAUGCCUGUCUCGGACUUCCAUGCAAAGCCUUCCUGUACGAUGGAGCCCGCGGACAGUAUGUGUGGAGCGGGAGGAGCUGUCACCGCCAGACCGCUGAUGGGGCACAUCUCUUCGUGGCAGCACUCUGGGGAUGGAGGAUGCGCGCAGGACGGAGCUGAGGAGUUAAACGAGAAAACGGUGCUUGCUCCACCGGUGUUCGUAUUUCAGAAGUCUUUCACGCUAUCCAUGAAGAGGAGAGCAGAGAGAUGGGAGGAGGGAUCAGUUGUGGGAAUCAGUCCAAACAAACGAGUCCGAUCCUUCACAUACCCUAAUCCUAACAGCAGAAUGAGGAAAGGCUCCUGUGACGGCAGUAGACGAGUGCGAACAAAUUCCCACUCUUUUCCCCCACCGCCUCCAGUCUCAAGAUCAAAUCUCUUCAUGCCUUCAAAUCUAUGCAACCGGGCCAACAUGUCCCCAAACAGAGUGACACCUCUGAACAGGGUCAGAAGGUCAUUACUUCAGCCUGCACGUCUCCUCGCCCCUCAACCCUGGAACAUCUCCUCACAGCCACACCUAUCUGAGGUAUUCUACAACUCUCUUCGCCCCCUCACACAGAGUGAAACGAGAAUACUCUCUCAGGUGAGCCAUGAUCCUUUAAAUGAUGUCUCCAGCAUCUCAACAGACUGCUCCUCCACUGUUGGUCUAUUACAUCAAAAGAAACCCUGUCAAGUUCACAGAUCGAAGCCAGACGGUACCACCUCAGACAGGGUCCAGUUUGUGUUUGGUGAAAACAUGAGUGAAAGAGUCUUGAGACCACAGAAAUCCCCUAGCAGUGAAGAUUCUGAUUGCAGCUCUGAUUCUGAGUCUUCCACCUCUGAGUCAAGUUAUAAAGGUGCUGUGUGGAGCAGUCUGAGGGAGUCUGCUGCAGCUUACACAGCAUCCUGUGGGAGGCAGCAUGUGCUCAGGCUCAGGCGGGUUCAGCUGUUCACUGGGGAGGAGAAGGAAAGCAAUGUGGUCCAGCUGACCUGCAGACUGUUUGUCCUGGAAAAGGGAACUCCGUCAUGGACUGAGCGAGGAAGAGGAGUCCUGCGACUCAAUGAUCUAGCAUCAGGGACAAAAAGAGGGCUUCAGUCCAGGAUAGUGAUGAGGCACCAGGGCAGUCUCAAGGUUAUCCUCAACACCAAGCUCUGGCCACACACACACCUACGUCGUCCUGCCCGCCGGAACCUCCAGGUGACUGGCACUGACGUGGAGACUCAGGCCGUUCGGGUGUUCCUCAUUCAGGCCAGCGCCAAGGACGUGGCUCGCCUCUACGUGGCCAUCCACCAUCGGCUGGUAGGCCUACGGGCCAGUGCUGCUGAGAGGGAGGCAGAGGCUGCAGGGGGCAGGACCAGGGAGGGGCACUGCAACAGUGAGAAUGAAGAGGAGGAGGAAGAGGAGAGACAACAGAAAGAAAGAGAAGGAAGGCUGCUCUUGACACGAUUACGACCUGUGGUUUGUGAUUGGAUACACAGUAAACCUAGUUUGGAUUCUUGGUGUCAUGACAUCAUAUCCUGACCUGGACCAUCUGAACAGAACUUUGGCUGUAAUGGAACAGCGGGACAAAACAUCAAGAGACAGCUUGCAAGUACUUACUGUCUAUUGAGCUACCAUGACUGCCUUCUUUUAACAACAACAAAAAUAUAUGAUCAUUCUAUUGCCGUACUUACUUUUGUACUUCACGUUAUUGUGGCAGUGUGCAAGGGAGGGUAAAUUUCCACAUUAUGACAGAGGGAAUCUAGAUGUAAUGACUGAUAAAAAACAAUUGUAUUUAUUUUUGUUAUUUUAUUAUGCAUUUAUAAUGAAUCCAACUGUUCAUGCAAGUGCUAUUUGUGGCUGAAGCACCCACAUUAACCUUGUUUUAAAUAUAUUUAGAAUAUUCCCAAAAGGUUUUGUUCUUCUGUAUUUCUUUUAUAAGCAUUAUGUUUUAUAUGUUGUAAGUGUUUUAAAAACACCUUAUGAUCAACGUACUGAUUUUGAAACCAUUUUUGUAGGUCUUUCACUACAAACAGAAUAUAAUAUGUAGCUAUCUAUUUCAACUGUGAGACAAACAAAAUAGCUUUAUUGUUAGCUGUUUCAUUUAUACAGUACAUUACUGACAUAAACAACAAUCUCAAGGUUGUGGUACACUCACCUUUUCUACACAGUACUAAAUGCAUGCCUCUGCCUACCUCUGUAAUUGCUACAAAUGUGAGAAAACAAUUAAAUGUUUUUAAUGGAUUUUAAGUUCUAUUACCUAGUGUAUUGUCAAAAGCAAUUAACUUAAAAGGGUAAUCCUGCAUAAAAGCAAACAUGACUAGCAUCUAGUUCAUAUUCUGAUAUGUAUAUAUUAUAUUAAUCUGCUUCUGGUAAUAUCACCAUGUUAUGUGAGCAGUUAUGUCAUCGUGAUUGAUAAAACUGAUUUUCUGAUACAA